Molecule: messenger RNA, 1729 nt
Organism: Neurospora tetraspora
Lineage: Eukaryota; Fungi; Ascomycota; Sordariomycetes; Sordariales; Sordariaceae
Product: Aspartate/glutamate/uridylate kinase
Exons: 4
Coding region: 141-1586 (481 amino acids)
Cellular component (GO): cytosol; cytoplasm
Molecular function (GO): RNA binding; glutamate 5-kinase activity; ATP binding
Source: RefSeq, a predicted model, not a curated record
GUGCAGAAACACACCUCUUUUCUCAUGUCACUCACCCAUCCCCAGGAUUGUCUUCGGCGUUGUAUGAAAUUCGGUCUCAGUCCACGACUGUGGCGUGGUUGUAUAAGGGCUUGUGUUAAUAUCUUCUGUUCGCUACAGCCAUGAGGGGUCCUCGUUCCCUUGGAGUCGUGAUCAAACUCGGAACCAGUUCCAUUGUGGACGAAAAGACACAUGAACCCCUUCUAUCCACUCUCACCCUAAUAGUCGAGACGGCGGUCAAACUACGAAAAGAUGGGCACAAAGUCAUCAUCGUGUCUUCCGGCGCCAUUGGAGUUGGUCUCCAAAGAAUGGACGUUGAGAGGAGACCAAAACAUAUCUCGAAGUUGCAGGCCUUGGCAGCUAUCGGACAGUGUCGCCUAAUGAGUCUAUGGGAUAGCUUGUUCAACCAUCUUAGACAGCCUAUCGCCCAGAUCUUGCUUACCAGAAGCGAUAUUUCCGAUCGGUCACGAUACCUCAAUGCGCAGAACACUAUACAUGAGCUGCUCGAUAUGGGCGUGAUCCCCAUCGUCAACGAGAACGAUACGCUGGCCGUAUCCGAAAUCAAGUUUGGUGAUAACGAUACUCUGUCAGCCAUCACCGCCGCCAUGGUCCACGCCGAUCUCCUCUUCCUCAUGACCGACGUCGACUGUCUCUAUGACAAGAACCCCAGAACCAACCCUGACGCCCAGCCGAUCGAGGUUGUGGAAGAUAUCGGCGCCCUUGUUGCCGAUGGUAAGUGGCCCCUUUUCGCUGCCCCGUCUCGGUGUCUCAGAACCUCCUUCCUAACCUGUGCUUCCUACUUCCCAGUCUCCCAAGCCGGCUCAUCGCUCGGCACAGGCGGCAUGUCCACCAAGAUCGUAGCCGCCCGCCUCGCCACCUCCGCCGGUGUCACCACCGUCAUCACCCGCUCUUCCAACCCGGGUAACAUCCACAAGAUCGUCAAGCACAUCCAAGGUAGCCACUCCCCGGCCUCUCUCACCACCCAGGUCAACCACCCCUCCACCGCCGCUCUCGCCUCUCUCAACAACGGCUCCGGCUCCGGCACCUCCACCCCGGCCGCCGCGGCUGCCACCCCGAGCAUCGAGCAAGCCCCAGCCGUCAUCGAUCGCAGCCAGAUCCCCCUGCACACGCGCUUCCUCCCCUCGCCCUCGCCCGUCCGCGACCGCUACUUCUGGAUCCUGCACGGCCUUCGCCCGCACGGCACUCUGUACAUCGACCAGGGCGCGUACAAGGCUCUUCUCGGCAAAGCCGGCCUGCUGCCCGUCGGCGUGGUCGACGUCGAGGGCUUCUUUGCUCAGCAAGAGGCCGUGCGGCUGUGCGUUGUUGAUAAGCGCAGGUCUACGCCCGGUCCGGACGGCAAGAUGUGGGAGGGCGAGGCGGUGGAGGUGGGCCGGUGCCUGACCAACUACGCGAGCGCGGAGAUUGCAAGGAUCAAGGGACACCAGAGCGUGGAGAUUGGGCAGUUGUUGGGGUAUGCGGAUAGCGAGUAUGUGGCGCAGAGGGAGAGUGUGAGUUUCUAUAAUACGGUGAGUAGGCCGGCUAGUCCUGUUGGGGGACAUCGGGCUUGAAGGGUCGAGGUAGGGUAUGGUAUGGUAGAGGAGGUGCGGUUAUACCAGAGAAAAAACAUAGACGGGGUUUGCAUCUUGGGAUUACAUGUUGAAAGCAAAGUAAACAGAAACAACUUGAGUAUGUUGCGUGGGUUGGAAUUUGG